This is a messenger RNA of Lepisosteus oculatus (spotted gar), 1777 nucleotides long. It is a transcript of the gene bnip1a, whose product is annotated as BCL2 interacting protein 1a. NCBI's taxonomy places the organism in Eukaryota, Metazoa, Chordata, Actinopteri, Semionotiformes, Lepisosteidae. Gene Ontology annotation, biological process: retrograde vesicle-mediated transport, Golgi to endoplasmic reticulum. The record is from RefSeq and is a predicted model, not a curated record. Gene Ontology annotation, cellular component: endoplasmic reticulum; SNARE complex. Gene Ontology annotation, molecular function: SNAP receptor activity.
UGAGCCUCGUGAGGCCCCGUAGUCUGCGUUCAAAGAUGGCUUCCUCGCCGGAUGUCCACGUCCGUAUUUGUGGACAAGAAAUAAUCAAAUAUGAUUUGGAAAUAAAAGCCCUCAUUCAGGAUAUUAGAGAAUGUCCGGGACCACAGAGCAAGCUGACGGACUUAAACUCUCAAGUAAAACAGAAAUUCAAUCAUCUGAGAAUGAGGAUACAGGAUCUGGCGGAACUGGCUAAGGAGCAGGAUAAGGAAUCGGACAAGCUGGCCAUACUGAACGAAAUGGAGGGACAUCGGAAACAGAUGCUGAGUAAUCAGACUGCAUGGAGAAAGGCUAACUUGGCCUGCAAACUAGCCAUUGAUAACUGGGAGAAGGAUGAGCUGCUACAGGGAAGGGAUUCUUCAGUGAGGCAAAGAAAGACAACCAAAGAGAGCCUUGCCCAGACCUCCAGUGACAUCACGGAGAGCCUCAUGAGUAUCAGCAGGCUGAUGUCCCAGCAGGUCCAGCAGAGCGAGGAGACUAUAAGCACCCUGGCCACAUCCUCAAGAACAGUCCUGGAGACCAACGAGGAGUUUAAGGCGAUGACAGGGACCAUUCAGCUGGGACGCAAGCUCAUCACCAAGUACAACCGGCGCGAGUUUACGGACAAGCUCCUCAUUUACCUGGCUGUGGCCCUAUUCGCCGCCACGGUCCUGUACAUUUUAAAGAAAAGGCUCUUUCCGUUCAUCUAGAAGAAGAGGAAUGCAACUGGGGAAUUCUACCAAGGACAGCAUCCCUAACCGUCUCCAACCUACCUGCCUGCAAGAGCAGCACUUGUUUAAAAUUGUUUCAGAACAGAAAAUGGGAACAGAAGUUUUUUUUUUUUGUUCUGCUGUAGCAUUGCUCUUUUUUUAUACCACCGCCAGAAGCAAGGGGAAAGUGGAAUGAGCCGACGAGAGCACUACCGGUGAGCAGGGUGCGGUAGCUGUGGUUUUGACCAGGAACAGAGUUUCUCCAGUUGUGACUCUCAUGGGGGUUACCAUAAGACCCAUGGGAGUGACUGCAGGAAGUGCUUAGAUAAUGCCCAUCAUUAGUGAAAAGGCCGAUUUUUAAGGGCUGCUUAUAUUGCUUUGUGGAAGAAUGUGCUCGAGAUCUGAACCGUCCCAUUGGUGUAUAAGAAUUCUCUCUCUCCGUUUUUCAGUUUUUAUUUUUAUUUUUCAUGCUGGAAUUCUGCCAGGUAACGAAGUUAGAUUGUACCUAUUAAUUGCCUUAACUAGCACCAUAAUCAGUUUGAUUGUGCCUUUGGAUUUGUGAGAGUUCAGGCUGGGAAACAGCGUUGUGGUGUGAACAACAGCUGAUCCGAUUUCACCCUAUACCAAGCAGGGGAGCGGAUCACAUCCACAGAGGGUACAAAGAUCAAAUGUGUAGCGGGUGUUCUGUGGCAAGCUAAUUGAGAAACUAUGGUCAGAGAAAGGUUUUAAUAAAUAUUGUACAAUUUGCUUAAAUAUUUCAGUUAUUUCUGCAAUCCAGUUUUAAAAUGUAAAUAAUGUAUUUAGAGCACAAAAGAUUUUAUAUGAAUAUUAAUUUAUGGAAUCUCUGUUGCUGUAUUUUCUGUUGGGCUUUUGUACAUACAGUAUCAGCUAUAUUGCUCUUGAACCUAGGGUUUCAGAAUGCUUUUUAUUCAAUCAAUGCCUUUCUUGUCUUGCUCUGUAUCCUAGUUAGUGUUUUAAUUACAUAUGAUACAGUAAGAUGUCAAGCGUAAUAAUUUACCUGCUCCACAGAAUAAAUACUGAAACAUGUAACA